AUUCCUUCUCCCCGGCCCUUCUUCAUCCCUCGACAUCAUCUUUCUCCCAUCUCAUGAUACCUUUCCGACUUCAAUCAUUCAUAAAGCAAAGACUUUCCCCAUCAGCAUCAAGAUCUCGUGAAUUUCAUAGACCAUUUCACUCCACCAUGCCGCUCGUCGUCCCGGGAUUAACCAACGCUUCGGCAAACGACACGGAUAAUAAGCAAGAAUGGCUCAACAAGCUGGCGGGGAAGAAAAUCAGCGACUCGACGAGUGAUGUGAACACGUUCGCGAAGAAGGAUUUACCCCAGUCGCAUCGGAUUAUCAAGCCAGGUGACGCUAUGACAAUGGACUAUAGACAAGAUCGAUUAAAUAUCCAUCUAGGCGAAGAUGAUAUUGUGCAUGAUGUCAAUUUCGGUUAAUAUGGCUGGCUUAAACGAUGGAUUAAAGGCCAUAUGAAGGGUCGUGAGCGUUUAGAUAUGGUGGAUGUACGAAUUGCUCGGGGUCAUGUAUUGUUUCUUUUUUUAAUGCGUCUAAUCCAAUUCUAGUAAAAGCAAUAU
Messenger RNA from Aspergillus melleus, 539 nucleotides. RefSeq lists its product as uncharacterized. The record is from RefSeq and is a predicted model, not a curated record. Bases 54 to 401 code for a protein of 115 amino acids. NCBI's taxonomy places the organism in Eukaryota, Fungi, Ascomycota, Eurotiomycetes, Eurotiales, Aspergillaceae. The transcript is spliced from 3 exons.